AUCGGAAGUUUAGAGACAAACUGGGUUUUGUUUACGAAGAAGAAGAAGAAGAAGAAGAAAAGGAAAAAAGAAAAAAAGAAAUGUUUUGUUGGAAAUGAGUGAUAUUUUGUGAUCUUAAGUGUUGUCAUCAUAUUUUUUAGUUCGUCAGGUGGACAGAUUAAGAAUGAGGCGCUCAGGAGCUCCCAGCCAGCUCUUGGGCAAUGCAGUGAAAAAGUCCCGUUUUGUGCCUCCUGGAGCAUCUUCAGGUCUACUACUAGCUGAAACCAAGCCCCUGAACCCUAAACUUGGUUUAGGCACUGUACUGGAUAAGGUCCAAAGAAGUUUAGUAGAACCAGCUCUGAGUAGAACAGAGAGUGAUGUCCCGCCCAAAUCUACCCAGCCUGCUCCAGCUUUGUCCAGGGCUCUGACUCGUGUUCUUGAUGCAACAGAGAGUAAGGAAAAUGAGGCUGAGACAGAAUAUCCUGACACUGACCCAGAACACUUUACAGAAGACAGCAGACCAGCAGGAGUGCAUGAUUACCUUCCCUUGGCUCCAGGGUCUCCUCAAACCCCUCAGCCACCUGCAGGCUCCACCUGCAGUCAGGAUGGAGUGCAUUACUUCAGUGUUAUGUGGUGUAAGGCCAGUAAGAAGAAGCACAAGCGCUGGGAGGGCGAUGCAGUCCUGGUGACAAGAGGCCGCACUGUCACACUUAAAGACAUGGAGGGAAAGGAUAUAGGAAAGGGUAGUGGCUACAAGGUGUCAGAGCUGGCUUCCCUGUCAGAGGGACAGACUCUGAUGAUUGGCGGGAAAGAAGUGGAAGUGAUGGGGGUCAUUUCCCCUGAGGACUUUGCCAGAGGACGCUGUUUUCAGGAGGUCCAAAUAGAGAGAGAGGAACCACACACAAAGUCAGCUCUACUCCCUGCUCGUUGCUUGCCAACCAAACCUUUCUGCCCUCCGUCUCGGUUUAGAAGAGGAGAGCCUCCAGAACCUAAACCAGGGGGAAAACAAACCUGCAGACCUCAGCAUGACCCACUGGCUCCAGGUGCACUGGUGAUGCCUCGUCCCUCUCCCAACCACCAGUGGACUAAUAACAUGUCAGGGCUUCCUGUGGUUGAUGUUGUGGUUGACCCACACCUCACCACUCACCUGCGACCCCACCAGAGAGACGGCCUGCUCUUCCUCUAUGAGUGCGUCAUGGGCAUGAGAGCUGUGGGUCGCUAUGGUGCCAUCCUGGCUGAUGAGAUGGGUCUUGGGAAGACCCUCCAGAGCGUGGCACUGUGCUGGACGCUGCUCAAGCAGGGACCAUACGGUGGGAAACCGGUUGCUAAGCGUGUACUUGUGGUUACACCUGGCAGUUUGGUGCAGAAUUGGGGUGCAGAGUUCAACAAGUGGCUGGGACGUGAGAGGAUCAGUGUUUUCACAGUGGAUCAGGACCACAGGAUAGAGCAGUUUGUGUUGUCCCCUCUGCACAGUGUUCUCGUGAUCAGCUACGAAAUGCUGCUGCGCUGCCUGGAACAGGUACAGAAAGUGGAGUUCGGCCUGGUAAUUUGUGAUGAGGGUCACAGAUUAAAGAACAGCAGCAUCAAAACGUCAUCUGCCCUCAGCAGCCUCAGCUGUAAUCGCAGAGUCAUACUUACAGGUACCCCAGUACAGAAUGACCUGCAGGAGUUUUAUGCGAUUAUAGAAUUUGUUAACCCAGGGAUUUUGAACUCAUCGACUGCUUAUAGGAAAGUUUAUGAGGAACCGAUCCUCCGCUCCAGACAGCCGUCCUGCACAGAAGAGGAGAGAGUUUUGGGAGAAGAGCGAGCAGCUGAGCUCUCUCGCCUGACUGGUAUGUUCAUUCUGAGGCGGACACAGGAGAUCAUCAACCGUUACCUGCCACCACGUCUCGACUGGACAUUAUUCUGUAACCCAUCCCCUCUGCAGCUCGAGCUGUACAAGCAGCUCCUGUGCCACCGAAUCUUCAGAGCCUGCCUUCAGGGCUCCACACAAACGCAUACACACCUGGCCUGCAUCACUGCGCUGAAGAAGCUGUGUAACCACCCUGGUCUGCUCCACUCCACUGUCAAGGAGAGAACAGAUGGAUCAGAAGAGAGUUUAUUAUAUGAAGGUCUGGCAGAGCUCUUCCCAGAAUCCUACUUUUCAGGUGGUUUUAACACUGCUGAUUCUGGAAAGCUCCUGGUCCUGUCAGACCUGCUAACUGCCAUUAGACAACUCAGCCCUUCAGAUAGGGUGAUUGUAGUGUCCAACUACACUCAGACACUUGACUUGCUGCAGGACUUGUGCAUACACAUGGGCUACACCUUCUGUCGACUAGACGGACACACACCUACUGGCCAGAGACAACGACUGGUUGACAGUUUUAACAGCCCCUAUUCUCAGAACUUCCUGUUUCUGCUGAGCUCUAAAGCUGGUGGGGUGGGACUUAAUCUGAUUGGUGCCUCUCACCUGGUGCUGUACGAUAUAGACUGGAACCCUGCAAAUGACAUUCAGGCCAUGGCUCGAAUAUGGAGAGAUGGACAGAAGAAGACUGUGCACAUCUACCGCCUUCUCACUGCAGGCACCAUUGAGGAGCGUAUAUUUCAGAGACAGGUGUCCAAACAGGGGCUUUCCGGCACUGUGGUGGACCUGGGAAAAAGGGCGGAGCACACCAGCUUUUCCACCAGUGAACUGCGAGACCUCAUGGACGGAUCAGUCCCGGCCACCAUAGAGGAGGAGGAGCCGGCUACUGAUAGGCCAUGCCAGCUCGGCCGUAAAGGUGACUGCGGAGGGGCGGCACAGAAACAUCUCAGCAUGUCGGAGCUGAUGCAGUGGAGGCACUUCUCUGGUGACACACACACCUUCUCAGACCCCUACCUCGAUCACGCACGAACCCACAUCACCUUUGCUUUCCAGACAACCAUUUCGCACAGCGCUCAGUUCUGGGCUUUGUCUGCAGCCUGAUUCCAGCGUAUGACUAAACACUGAACUGAUGCACAUUCAGCAACUGCCAGCAACAACAAAACAGUUUCCAAAUGUUUUAUAUAACUGUUUACAAUAUUGUGUUUUCUUGUUUGUGUAUUUUUUAAAAAAUGUGUUCCAUUAAACAAAUGAAAGUC
Molecule: messenger RNA, 3078 nt
Organism: Monopterus albus (swamp eel)
Lineage: Eukaryota; Metazoa; Chordata; Actinopteri; Synbranchiformes; Synbranchidae
Gene: rad54b
Product: RAD54 homolog B
Exons: 18
Coding region: 164-2923 (919 amino acids)
Biological process (GO): double-strand break repair via homologous recombination; reciprocal meiotic recombination
Cellular component (GO): nucleus
Molecular function (GO): ATP binding; DNA translocase activity
Source: RefSeq, a predicted model, not a curated record